This is a messenger RNA of Adineta steineri, 2127 nucleotides long. NCBI's taxonomy places the organism in Eukaryota, Metazoa, Rotifera, Eurotatoria, Adinetida, Adinetidae. The record is from the annotation of a GenBank genome assembly.
AUGGAGUUUUAUUAUCAAGGGAUCUAUCAGACUGGCUCUAACUCUUAUCCGAUUUCUAUAACAGCAGCCGAUAUAAAUAGCGAUGGCAACUCUGAUAUUAUUGUCGCAAAUGACGCUGAUAGUUUUGGUCGCAAUGUUAUGGUACUUCGCAGUAUAGACGAUGGAGCGUUUACCAGCGGAAUGGUCGUUGUAACUGGCAUUCGGCCGCAUCAGGCUUCGGUGAUAGCUGCCGAUAUGAAUGGGGACACCAAGCCCGAUAUUGUUCUCGCAAGCCAAGAUGCUAACACCGUCGUUGUUGUCUUCAAUAAAGGUGAUGGCAAGUAUGCUGAUCCACUAUUUUAUAACCGCAACUCCUACGUUGACUUUAAGUUUCUGGUAACAGGCGAUGUCAAUAACGAUGGCAACCUCGAUGUUAUUACUGCACUUGGUAACACUCUAAUCGGUGUUCUUCUAAAUGUGGGCGAUGGCACAUUUGCUGCGCAAGUGACCUAUUUGAGUAGUUACACAACUAAUGAGGGACCAAUUUGUGUGGCAACCGGUGAUGUUAAUAGCGACGGUAAUCUCGACAUUAUUUAUACAAGUACUAUUGACGGCAACAUCGGUGUUCUCAUCAAUACAGGCAAUGGCGAGUUUACUACUGCAGUGACCUAUUCAACUGAUUCUUCUCCGCAAUUUGUUAUAACAGCCGAUGUCAAUAACGACGGUAAACCCGACAUCAUUGUCUUAAGUCCUAAUGACAACGACAUCAGUAUUCUGCUCAACGAAGGUAAUGGCACGUUUGCUGCUCGAGUAUCCUACAAAACCGAUAUACCAGUAUAUGCAGUAGCAGUCGACAUCAAUAGCGAUGACAAAUUGGAUAUUAUUGUCGCUAAUAUUGGGGGUGGUGGCAGCAUCGGUGUUUUUCUUAACAUAGGUCAUGGUACGUUUAAUGAUAUCAUAAAGUAUCCAAUGGGACCUAGGUUUUCCCCGACAUCUGUUGCAGCAGCUGAUGUCAACGGUGAUAAUAAGCUCGACAUUAUUUUCUCAGAUGGUCAAAAUGGUGACGUCGGUGUUCUCCUUAGCAUGGAUAAUGGAACGUUUGCUGAUCAAGUGGCAUAUUGGGCUGGUUAUGGGCCAUCUUUUGUGCAAGUAAUCGAUGUUAAUGGUGAUAAUAAACCAGACAUUGUUGUUCAAAACGUUGACGACAACAAUGCUGGAGUUUUACUCAACACAGGUGACGGUACAUUUGCUGAUCAAGUGAUCUAUGCAACUGUCUAUAUGUCGAACAGUGCAGUAGUAGUCGAUAUCAAUGGCGACAGUAUGCCAGACAUGCUUGUCGGAGAUGUUUACGAGCACCACUUUGUCGUUCUUCUCAACACAGGCAAUGGCAUAUUUACUGACCCAAUAAGCUAUUCAGUUGAUACUCAUACCGAUGAUGGACCCGCUUCUGUAGCGGCGGCGGAUAUUAAUGGCGACAAAACGCUUGAUAUCGUUGUUGCAAACUAUAAUACUGACUCAGUCCGUGUAUUCUUUAACACAGGCAAUGAUCCAUUUGCAUCUCAAGCGACUUUUUUAGCUGGCUCUGGGCCGAAAUCUGUAGUAGCAGUUGAUGUUAAUGGCGAUGGCAAAUCCGACAUUAUUGUUGCAAAUUAUAAUGAUAACAGCGUCAGUGUCCUCCUCAACAAGGGCAAUAGCACGUUUGCUGAUCAAGUGACCUACUCAACUAAUUCUGGGCCAAAAACGGUGGCAGCAAUCGAUGUCAAUGGUGAUGGUAAACGCGACAUUAUUGUUGCAAAUUAUGAUGAUAAUAACGUCAGUAUCCUCUUCAAUAGGGGUGAUGGCACGUUUACCAGUCAAGUCGUGUAUGGAACUGGAUUUGGACCGAUAGAUAUGGUAGUAACCGAUAUAAAUGGUGACGACAAACCUGAUAUUAUUGUCGCACACUAUAACGAUUUCGAUUUUGGUAUUCUCCUCAAUAUAGGUAAUGGCACAUUUGGUGUUUACACGAGCCACAUGGGCUACUAUACACAAGCAGAUCAUCUACAUUCACUAGCAGUAGGCGAUCUUAAUGGUGAUGGUAAACUUGACAUUGUUGUUGGUUUAGAAAACUACCAUAUCAGUUCUUGGAUAAAUUCUUGUCUCAUUUAA